Messenger RNA from Siniperca chuatsi (mandarin fish), 5211 nucleotides. RefSeq names its product 5-hydroxytryptamine receptor 4. Gene Ontology annotation, cellular component: membrane. The transcript is spliced from 7 exons. NCBI's taxonomy places the organism in Eukaryota, Metazoa, Chordata, Actinopteri, Centrarchiformes, Sinipercidae. Gene Ontology annotation, biological process: adenylate cyclase-activating adrenergic receptor signaling pathway. The coding region runs from base 325 to 1401 and encodes 358 amino acids. The record is from RefSeq and is a predicted model, not a curated record. Gene Ontology annotation, molecular function: trace-amine receptor activity.
GGAAGGAGACCGCAAACAUGUGAUAACUUGCCACAGGUUAGCAGUCCAUUAGUGAUAUGCAGCGUCUUCUUCAGAGGCCCACUUCCCAGCCCCCCAUCCCUCUCAUCUCUGUGUAAAACCAAGGUUGACAGACCAGCAGUAUGAUACAGACAUGAGGACAGACGAUCGUCUCUCUUCUUUACAGACAUGAUGCUUCCAACAUAAACAGAAAGAUUAGAAGGAUGAAAGGGAACAAUGGCGAGUGCGGUGGUGGGGGGGUUGUAGAUGACUGCCAAAGUGCCCUCUACCUCCCAGAAGAGGUGGAGUAAAGGGUUUGAUUAGACCAUGGAUAACGGCAGCUUGGGAUUGCUCGGAGAUGUUAACACAUCUCUUCAGAUUGAACUUCAAUCCUGUACUACACUGAGGAACCAGGCCUCUCGCAUUUUCCUGUAUGCCUUCCUCUCUGUUGGGAUCGUCUGCACAGUUGUGGGCAACUUCCUGGUGGUCUUGUCCAUUGCCUACUUCAAGCAUUUGCAGUCACCCACAAACUCCUUCGUCAUGUCCCUAGCAGUGGCUGACUGCCUUGUUGGCCUGGUAGUGAUGCCUUACAGUAUGAUUCGGACCGUGGAGGGAUGCUGGUACUUUGGUGUCCUUUUUUGUCAGCUUCACUCUAGCCUAGAUGUCAUGCUCUGCACUGCCUCCAUAUUCCAUCUCAGCUGCAUUGCCUUUGACCGCUACUACGCUGUCUGCAACCCACUGGUUUACUCGUUAAAGAUGUCCCACAGUCGGGUAGCUCUCCUUAUUGUUGUUUGUUGGGCAGUUCCCAUGUUCAUUUCCUUUGGCCCCAUUAUGCUAGAUCUUCAUAUUGCCGGUGUGGACAUCCUGCUCCCUAAAGAUGUAUGUGUGUUCUUGGUCAAUCGCAUUUAUGCUGUCAUGGCCUCCUUGGUAGCCUUUUACUUGCCGAUGGUUAUCAUGCUAUUAGCCUACUGGAAGAUCUUCAAAGCUGCCAAACGGCAGGCCAGGCAGAUCAGCGCCAUGGAAAGCCAGAUGGCUGCUGGAGUGGGCAAAGAUUCAAGCAAGAAACAAAGACACCGAAACACUAUGAAGAGGGAAAGAAAGGCGGCAAAAACCUUGGGCAUCAUCAUGGGAGUGUUCCUAAUCUUCUGGAUGCCCUUCUUUACAGUCAACAUUGUGGACCCGUUCAUUGAAUACAGCACGGAGGUCGUCGUCUGGGAUAUAUUUUUGUGGCUAGGAUAUAUCAACUCAUCUCUAAAUCCCUUCCUGUAUGGUCUCUUCAACCGUUCCUUCCGUAGGGCAUUUCUCAUGUUCAUGGGCUGCAGGGUAUGCCUGCCUGGAUCCUCCCCUGGGAUGGAGCUAUCGCACACUAGGAAAGAGGCAAAUGAACGUGCAGAUCAACCAUAAAAUAAAGAUAGUAUCUGUAUAUUUUGUAUACAAAGCUCAGUGAAUCAAUGGCACUAUUCAUACAAUUUUUUGUCAACAGCAUGGAAAAAUAUGUUUGAAUCAGGAAGAAUUAUAAUUAUACUUCAACCAUAAUGUAUGAAAUCACCUCUUUUCCUUCCAUGUAAAGGUAAUGUGCUCUGUGGCACAAAAGUUUUGAUUUUGUGACGGAGAAAAAGUCUGCCACAAAGACUUUUUCCAGUUUUAGCACUUUUAAGUAAAUUAUCUUUGGAUUAUGUCCAUGUGUUGCUCUGGCCUUGAAAGAACAGUUUCCCAAUGCAGGAAAUGCGUCAGUGAUAUUAGAUGAAAAUUCAACCAGAAAGUUGUUGUGAACUGCAGCAAUAUUUUGGGAAGAUGGCAAUCUAUCUAUAGAUAUUAUAUUAUGUUUAUGUCUAAAGUAUACGAAUGGCUCUAUGUUGAAGUAGAAGCAUUCAAAUGAUUGCCACAUGUGUAUAUAUCUACAAUAAAAAGAGUUUCCUUUAAAAAUAAUUUUUCAAUAAUAAUAAGGGAAGCUUUAAAUGGAUCCAGGGGGAUGGCAGAACAGAUAGGGCCUAGAAAUUGCUACAACUGAACUUAAUUUGUUUUCUUCAAUCUACAUACUGUGGAGGAGGAUCAUAUUUAAACCGCAGAUAACAGGUUUUUGUGGGAUAGAAAACAAUUCCCAAAACCUAAAAAAAGGUUUGGAAGACGUGCAAGGCAAGACUUGAAGAGGCCACAUCAAAGGGGUACGUGACGCUUUACUAGGAUGACACAACGGAGAUUUACAUCUCAGAGGGAUCAAAAACUGCAGAGGUCAAGCGUCACUAGACAGGAGUGCCAGGUCUUCAGACAACUGCAGGGCAAUAAAAACAUCCUGAUGAAACGUGCAGAUAAGAGUGAAGGUGCACAAGUUUGAAGCUGUCCGCCACCUCUGGUCAUAGAAGCGACGCAGGACCCUCUGUCUUUGGUGACACUGGCACCUGAGAAGCCGAGUGAAAGCUCGCUGGAACUCUUUGCUGGAGCAGGGGUAGAUCAUGGGGUUGAUGCAGCUGUUGAAGUAGCCCAGCCAGAAGAUCACCUUGAACACAGUUUCGGAUGGUUUCAGUGCCGGGAAGAAGGAACCUAGAAGAAGACGGAGCCAUCAGAAAGAUUUUUGUCCUUGUCUCCCCAGGCUUGGAUUUAACACAGUGUUGACCCUGGACACAGAGGUAACAUAUCACAGUGCUAAUGUCAAGUCUGCACUGCCUGGGCCCAGAAGUCAUUUCAGUUCUGUCAGUACAAUGUGGAAAUAUAUGAAAUGGCUUGUAUCUGAUUUUCAAAGUAAGGGUUUCAUGUUGACAUCAGCUACCAACAACAUACUGUGCACUUGCUAAGAAAUACAAACAGGAGGCUUGGGCCAAAAGCUAAAUAAUAAAACAGAGUUAUCACUCUUACUCUAACUCUAACUCUAACUCUAAAACUCUGUAACCUGUAACCCAGUUCUGACUCAACAUGGUUAAAGAUAAAUUAAGUGAUUAAAGGUCUGAUUAAGUGAUGUUCUCCAUUGAUUCUUCUCACUGAAAUGGCAUCACCUUAAAGGCAGACAGCAAGUGAAUCACCACUCUGACGCAUUUCCACAACACCAUGACAACAAGCAAUAUCUUUUAGGGUUCCUUUUUGUUUUAUUGCCUUUGAGAUAACAUCAUCUUUUAAGUAUGGUGUCUGCAAGAUGAUUGCCAUUUUGAAUCUUUUCUGAGGAUGUGAUUUUUUGAAAGUUCACAUUGGCUCAUAUCCUAGCACAAAUCAUAAAGCCAUGCAACAAAUGAAUGCUUUGAAUACACGUUGAAGCUCGUCAAGGAGUCUGGGGACCUGUCCACUUUCUCAGACAACAUUUUGUGACGGCUCUUUUGUGUGAGAAGACAGAUUCCUAAUCAGCCCUCAGUUACAGAGCUGAGGAAUUAUCUCAUUGACAUUUAAUGUUCUGUGUGAAGGUCAACAUUUGAUGCUGUUUUUUUUUUGUUUUUUUUAAACUCACCCUCAACAUAUGGCCACCAAGGACCAAGCUAUAGUUGGUAUAGUAAUGAAUACUUGCAUAACCACUGAAAUGGCUGCUAUGACCAUUACACAUAUUGUGAUGGGCAAAGUGCUACUUACUGUAUAUUACCAGAAAAAAAAUCUUUAAAGCUCAUCAUAAAUACUUUUUUAAAGGCUAAAUAAUUUCCUAAAACAGCUGGGCACUGUAGUUUUUAGCAAAUGUUUCUCAAACAGGAGUAAACAGUAUCUUUGUUGGGGACUAAUUUCAGCUGCAAAUUUGCUGUGUUAGUAUUUACAGCAGAAGGACGGUGUAUGUGGGAUCCACUCAAAAUAAACUACAGUGCCCAUGUUCAUCAUAAUGAAGAAACAUGUCACCCAGUGCAACAGUGUGGCUCACUGAUGUGUUUUUAAUAGGUUUUGGACAACAGUGGCGGUCUUCUGGCACAGAAAAAUAAGGUACACAGGCUACAAUACUUGUUAGUCGUAUUAAUUCAUUGUUGGUUUUGGUCUUUCCAUGGGAUUUGUUGACAUUAAGAAAAAUAUAGAAUAUCACCAGACUUAUUCUUUAAAGAGAGAAAUCCUUGAGUUCUUGAUGACCAAGUAUAAUAUACAUAGACCAAGUGUAUUGUUUCAAUAUUCCUCAAUAGAGAAUGCACAAAAUAAAAAGAAAGUCAACUGUAAAAAGUAAUAAAUGGAAGCUUGAAACAUGUAUGACUGUGUGCUUUUAUGCUGGUUGGAUUUGUGUCAGCAACAAAUACAGAAAUAACUGCCAUUUAUAACACUUGGAUUAUUCAUACUAAAAAGCUAACUGUGUACUCCCUGUGCAAUAUGGUUGUACUUUGUGUUUUAUCCAUUACACUGGGAGAUAGACAGCAUUCAAAGUAAUUCUGAAAGGAUAUUUCUUCCAUCAGUUUCUGGAGAAAAAAAAAUAGUAUUCAUGAGUCUGGUGCACUAAUAUAAGCAAAUGGUGUUAGGACACUCUCACUGAGGUUUCAGAUGAGUAAGACUACUUCAUCUUGAUUUGCAUUUUCACAGAGAAAGGGCCUGAUUGGCAUAAGAGGUGCUAAAAGUACAUGUCUGCCUCUCAGCAAAAGGUUACUCAUUUAUGAUAUGUCUAUACAACGUACCAACAUCAAUCUGUCUGACUGACCAAGUAUGGGUUAGCAGGGCUAGGAAUUUCUGGUUGUGACUGCUCUAACUUGUCUCUAACUUGUCCUUUAGGAAACAAACAGUAACCCCCCAUAGGGAUGAAUCUAUAAUAACAACAACUUUAUUUAUCCCUAUGGGGACUUUAUGUUUUAAACUACACAGAGGAUCAAAUUACAGAACAGCAUUUCGGGAGGGAUUCUGCAGGGCAGAUGGUUUCCACCAAGGAGUUUAAAUUUGGCUUUAACGAUCACAUUCCAUCCAUUAAGAUACUGCGGACACUAGUUUAGAUGACAAAGGUGUUCUUGACGUUUUUAUCAUGCAAAUUAGAGGCCUCUGCCAUCUACCAGGAAUCUUACAUUUCAAACCACGACAACUAGAGAUAUCGUCAGACCUAUUUCUCUAACAGUUAUUCCUUUGGGAAGAGCUUCCUUUUGUUUUCUUUUGAUUACUGAUUUUUAGCAGUGCCACACAGAGUCGUGGACUCUUUCAGACUUGAGAUGACAUCUCCCAAGAGCCAGCUGUAUAAUAUGAUCACAAAGGUAUCAUAUGAUAAUGAAAAUCAUAUUAUUAGAGAUUGUCAUAAUCAACUUAAAAUGUAUGUUUCAGAUUGGCCCCAAUAUGUAUAUUAAAAGA